AUGACGUACCUGGUCCAUGGCCUCCUCCGGCUACGAGAGAAGCGGCAGCACGGUGUAGAACGCAAGGCCGAGCAUGCGGAAGACGAGGGUGAGCUCGUGCGGAGCGCCGGCGGACGCGGCGCCGCAGUGGCCCGUGGCCUGGACGACAUGGGAUGUGCAGCUGUUCAUGUCCGGGGAGCCCUCCAAGCGGAUGGAGGAGCCGGCGAUCCAGAGGAAGGCUGCGAUUCCUUCGAAGAACAAGGCGACGGCAUUGGCGGCAGUGGCAUCGGCGACAGGGGCGGCUACGGCUGCGAGCAGAGUUCCUCACGGAAGCGGCUCGGCCUCAGCACCCAACCUCGCCGGUCUCAGCAACGGCGCGACAUCGGCAUUCGUCGAUUGCGGAAGCAGCUCGUCCCCAGCACCCAACCCCUCUACAGGUUCAAUUCAUCCUCAAUCCAUGGCAGCGGUUUCGAUUCUUCACCAAUACAUUGGCGUAGUUGGCUCUUCACUUGGCAGAUGUGGUGGUUCCAUCAGUCCAAGUUCCCCUCUGUUUGCGCAUCAAUCCAGUUGGGAUCCUGCAUGGGACAACAGCACACAUCCCGUGGUGGAUUUAUGGGUUUAUUCAACAACCAACCCCAAUUAUCACAUAAUUCUUAUUUUGUUGGUGCUCCAUCUCAUUAUGCACCUUUCAAGGCACCAAGUCCUGUUGACUUUGGCGUCACUUUUGCCUCAAUGGAUGCACCACAGCCUAACAACGGUGGAAGUUUGUCUCAAGAAGUGAAAGUUUUAUCUGACCAGCAGGCUAUUGACGUUGAUAGCAAUAUUGAGAAUGUCAGGAUUGAGAAGCGGAUCAUGUGGACACCAGAAGAAGAUGAGAAAUUGAUGAGUGCUUGGUUGAAAAAUUCAACAGACUCAUCUAUUGGAGCCAAUAGGAACAACGAGCACUAUUGGGAUGAUGUUGUUAAGUCGUACAACAGGACUAUCCCGUCACAUAGGAAAAGCAAUACAAAGCAAGCCAAGGAUCGUUGGCACAAGAUUAAUAGGUGGAUUGAUCUAUUUGAAUGUGCAUAUUUGAAGGCUCGCAGACUAUUCACAAGUGGCUAUUCUGAUCAGAUGUGGAUUGAUGCAGCAGACAAGUUCUAUUUGGUGCCAAAGUGGAAAACAUAUAAUGAAGACCUAAGGAAUGCACGUAAAAGGAAGUCAUAUUACAUUGAAGGAGAAGUGGAUGAAGACGAUGAUAUUGAAGAAAUGCCAGAGCGACCUAUUGGACAGAAGGCGGACAAAAAGGCCGCUCUUGCUGCAAAAAGGAAGUCUAAAGGAUCAAAUUUGGAUGAUGAUGGAAAAUCAAAUGAAUCGACGAUUGAUGUGGAGAAGCUUGACAAAUUUAGCAAAAUCCAGGAAGAUUUAAAUGCAAACCGCAUGAAGGUACUAGAACUGAUAGCUGAUAAUUUUUCAAGAGAAAGCCAUGCCGCUGAUGAAGAUUAUCUACCAAAAGCUGAUGACUUUGAUCCUACAGAGGUGUUCACCAUGGAAGAUUUUCUAGCGAAGAAUGAAAUCGUAGAAGAAUUUGUGAGGAAGAUUGGAGAUGGAUUGAAGGCCGACAUCGAAGGAGGAACAUCAUCUGUGACUCAUCGACGACGACAGAGUGGACCAAGGAGGUACAUACCAAGGCAACGAGAAGCAGGUCAUGAUGAUCUUAUUGCUAAUUACUUUUCUGCAAAUCCUAUCUACACCGAUGAGAUGUUCCGUAGAAGGUUUCAGAUGAAUAAAUCGUUAUUCCUGCGCACCGUGGAAACUCUUAGCAAUUGGGAUCCUUAUUUUACCCGAAGAACUGAUGCAACUGCGAGGCGGCGGGCGGACGCCGUCGGGUGGCUGCGUUCCCUGUUCCCGGACCUGCCGCUGCCGCCGGAGGCCACCGAUGAAGACCUGCGCGCCGUGGUCGGCAAUGGUAGGCUGCUCUGCGCGCUCCUGCGGAGGCUCUUGCCCGGCGCGCUGCUGGACGACGCGGCCACGGACAAUGCCGGCAGGUUCCGCGCCGCCAUCCAGCGGAUGGGCGUGCCCACCUUCAGCGCCUAUGACCUCGAGAGGGGGGAAAUGUCAGCUGUCGUUACCUGCAUUCUUGCUCUAAAGGAUCGGUUCCCAUCACGCCUCAGCGAAGACCACCACAGCUCUUCCUUCCUCACCAGAUGUGACAGCGAAGGAAGCAGGAGGAGCAUGGGAGGCAAGCUGCAAAGGGUACUCACAAGCCCCAUUGUGUCAGAGCCAUACUCUCCUUCCUUUGGAGCCGAUGCCUAUUCUCCAUCACAGGUAUUUCAGCCGAAACAUGGAUAUUCUGAUCCACCUGGCUGUAAACUUUCUGAAUUGAUGAAAUCCUCGAGCUUGGAGAACGCUCCCACCCAGUCACUUUUAGGUGUUGUGAACAGCAUCCUCGAUGAGAGCAUCGAGAGGAAGAAUGGACAAAUACCUUAUCGCAUUGCUUGCCUGCUGAGAAAGGUCAUAGUGGAGAUUGAAAGGCGUAUUUCUACUCAGGCCGGGCACAUACGAAAUCAAAAUAACCUGAUUAAAGCUCGUGAAGAGAAGUAUCAGUCAAGGAUAAGAGUGCUAGAAGCACUGGCUGGUGGGGCAAGUGGACAAACGCAUGUGGAGAAAGACAAACUUGAAGGCAAGGGCCAACUAGCAGAGGAUGAUAUGGCUAGAAUAAUGCAGUAUGAGGAAGAUUUGGUAAGAUUGAUGAAAGAAAAGGAAGACAUGGUUAGUUUGCUUAAAGAGAAGGAAGAUAUGAUCAGGUUGCUGAAGGAGAAGGAAGAUAUGGUUAGAUUGUUGAAGGUGAAGGAAGAUAUGGGUGACUUGAAUAAUGAUAAAGUAGAUAGGUUACUUAAAGAGAGGGAUGAUACUGUAGUUAGGUUGACACAAGAGAAGGAAUAUAUGAUUCGGAUGUUGAAGGAGAAGGAGGAUAUAAUUAGGCUAAUGAAGGAUAAGGAAGACAUGGUUGAUAUGAAAGAUGUCACAUUCGAAGAUACACAGCGUACAACAGAUGAGAAUAAAGAUAAGUUACUUAAGGAGAAGGAUGAUGUUGUAGUCCGACUGACAAAAGAGAAGGAUGAAAUUGUUGUCCAACUGACAAAAGAGAAGGAAGACAUGCUUAGGUUGCUAAAGGAGAAGGAAGAUAUAAUUAGACUAAUGAAGGAGAAGGAAGAUAGGCUCAACUUAGCCAGUGGCAAGGUUGAGGAUAGGAAGCAAGCAAUAGAUGACGAUAGAGAAAGGUUGAUCAAGGAGAACAAUGAUGCCAUUUCCAUGUUAACAUCUGAGAAGGCAGAGAUUGCUAAGUUGCUGCAAGAGAAGGAAAAUCUAAUCAGAUUGAUGAAGGAGAAGGAAGAUAAAUCUGAUUUGAAGAAAGGUAAUGUUGAAGACACAAAACAAUCAACAGGUGAAGAGGCAGACAGGUCGAUAAAGGAAAAAGGUGAGAUAAUUAGGUUGACAAAAGAGAAGGAGGAUUAUAGAAAUACUAUUAUCAAACUUAAGCAGGAAUUCGAAUCAUUAAAAUCAUCAUAUGAGGAGAGCUGCAAGUUGUUAGAAUCUAAGAAGGAAGAUGUAGUUAAACUUGUCACAGACAAGGAAAUGAAUGACAACAUAAUUUUGCAACUCAGGCAAGAACUUGAGGAAACAAAAAAGUUGCAUGAGGCAGAGACAAAAGAGGAGGAUUAUAGAAAUACUAUUAUGAAACUUAAGCAGAAAUUCAAAUCAUUAAGAUCAUCAUAUGAGGAGAGCUGCAAGUUGUUAGAAUCUAAGAAGGAAGAUGUAGUUAAACUUGUCACAGACAAGGAAAUGACUGAGAACAUAAUUUUGCAACUCAGGCAAGAACUUGAGGCAACAAAAAAGUUACAUGAGGCACAAACAAAAGAGGAGGAGGAUUAUAGAGAUACUAUUAUGAAACUUAAGCAGGAAUUCGAAUCAUUAAGAUCAUCAUAUGAGGAGAGCAGCAAGUUGUUAGAAUCUAAGAAGGAAGAUGUAGUUAAACUUGUCACAGACAAGGAAAUGAAUGACAACAUAAUUUUGCAACUCAGGCAAGAACUUGAGGCAACAAAAAAGGUGCAUGAGGCAGAGACUCAACAAUUAGAGAACAAAGCUGCCAAAGUAAAUAAGGAGUUCGAACAGAGGAUAAAAGAAAUAGAACUCAUGUUAGAAGAUUCUACCAAGAGGAGAAGAGAACUUGAGGAAUCUACUGAAUCUAGAAUCCAAUUUUGGAAGCAGAAGGAAAUAGCGGUAAACAAAUUUGUGGGUUUGCAAGUAAAGAAUGCUCAGGAAUUGAGGCUCUCUUCUGUUUCUGUUAGGCUUGAAGUACUAAAUUGUCAAAAAAGAUGGUUUGAAGAACUUGCUGGCCUAGGACAAAAUCUUAAGAUGGUAACAAGUGCUGCAGAAAAAUAUCAUGCAACUCUUGCAGAUAAUAGAAAAUUAUUCAACGAGAUCCAGGAACUGAAAGGAAAUAUCAGAGUUUAUUGCCGGAUAAGACCUUUUCGACCCUGGGAGGAUGAGAAGUCCACUUCAGUUGAAUAUAUUGGUGAGAAUGGUGAACUGGUUUUAUCAAACCCUACAAAGAAGGGAAAGGAAGCUGGCAAGAAUUUCACUUUUAACAAAGUUUUUGGCCCUACAACUACACAAGAUAUGGUUUUCAAGGAUAUUCAGCCACUAAUUAGAUCAGUUCUUGAUGGCUACAAUGUUUGCAUUUUCGCAUAUGGUCAAACUGGAUCGGGGAAAACACAUACAAUGAUGGGACCUGAAAAUGCAACUGAGAAAGAAUGGGGUGUCAACUAUCGAGCACUAAAUGACCUUUUCAAUAUCUCACAUGAUCGGCGAGACACAAUUAAAUAUGAACUUGGUGUUCAAAUGGUUGAGAUCUACAACGAGCAAAUCCGUGAUCUACUUGGGAUCCAGAAUACCACCCAGCCCAAUGGACUUGCAGUUCCUGAUGCAACAAUGUGUCCUGUUGAUUCGACUUCUCAUGUUAUUGAACUAAUGCAAACAGGGCACAACAAUAGAUCCAUGAGUGCAACAGCCUUGAACGAGAGGAGCAGCAGAUCUCACAGUGUUGUGACCAUCCAUGUCCAGGGCCAGGAUUUGAAAACCGGUAACACUUUGCGUGGUGCUCUGCAUCUUGUGGACCUUGCAGGAAGUGAAAGGGUGGACCGAUCUGCAGUUACAGGAGACAGGCUCAAAGAAGCACAGCACAUCAACAAGUCUUUGGCUGCACUCGGGGAUGUUAUAUUUUCUUUGUCACAAAAGAAUGCUCAUGUACCAUACAGAAAUAGCAAGCUUACACAAGUCUUACAAACUUCUUUGGGUGGGCAUGCAAAGACUCUAAUGUUUGUGCAAGUCAACCCAGAUGUUUCGUCAUACACUGAGACUUUAAGUACACUGAAAUUUGCUGAACGUGUGUCUGGUGUAGAACUAGGUGUUGCAAGGACUAACAAGGAGGGCAAAGAUGUCAAAGAAUUAAUGGAUCAGCUUUCACUGCUCAAAGAUACCAUUGCAAAGAAGGAUGAUGAAAUUGAUCGGCUGCAACUAGCCAACAGUAGCAACUCCUUACUGAAGUCCACGAAACAUGGUGACUCCUUGUUGAAGCAUUCGGCCUCUUCUCCAGGAAUGACAUCCCUAGGAAAGGUGGCAAGCUUUGGUAGUGGGGCAGCUUCUGAUCUUGACAACUUCUCUGACACCAGUGAUAGGCAUUCCGAAGCUGGGUCCAUGCUCUCUACUGAUGAGGCCCGACAGCUGGGCCAGAACUUUGCUGAUCCUGGUGGUGAUUCAGAUGGAAGGCUAAGUGAUGUAUCAGAUGGCGGUAUACCCGCAGGUGCAGAAACUGACAGUUCAGUUAACAACGUUGUGGACCAAGAACAAGAGAAAACAUCCACUGCUGGAAAAGAGCGGUUAGCCAAAGCAGUAAGUCGAGUCCAGAAGCUAACAGUACCAAAAGUCGGCCAAGCAUCAAGCUUGCGGCCUAAACCAAGAGAUCCUUCUGCACCUAAAUCUUCAGUCACAACAGGUGCGCGAAAAAGUACCACCACUCAAGCAACUCCACCAGCAAGAGCUAGCAGCACUUCAAAACGAGUACCAUAG
This is a messenger RNA of Miscanthus lutarioriparius, 6090 nucleotides long. Lineage: Eukaryota; Viridiplantae; Streptophyta; Magnoliopsida; Poales; Poaceae. The record is from the annotation of a GenBank genome assembly.